ACUACAGGCGGGGUUUAGUGUCGCUCUAAGCCCUCGCUGCCGCUGGGGCAUCGUUGAGUUCUCGGUUCUCCUAUCCGUUCCUUCACACUCUCUAAACAACCCUGAGAAACAUUUCACCCUUUCAUUCAUCUAUAACAGGACUUUUGUCAAGCACGUCAGCCAUUGGGUUCGUGGGAUUUUAUAACAAAGUUUUAGAGUAAGAAGCUUGGCAAUAGCAUAACUUCAGUGAAAAAGAUGGCUGCAUUUGGAUUGACCGCUAGUUCCUCGAGAUGUCUCCGAGUACCUGGCCCGGGGUCGCUGAAUAGGCGAGCUUCGGCAUUUCCUAGUGCUAGGAAACCUAAAGAACAGAUUGGGUUUCUCCCAGUAGAGAGGACUUACUGGACUGGUUCUAUACGAAGAUGUGGUACGCGGAAAUCUCACUUGAUCAAGUGUGCGAUGGAUGCUUCUUAUGGUGAUAUGUCAAAUGAACCCCCUGCUGUCUUUCCUAGAAUUAAUGUGAGGGACCCAUACAAACGACUUGGAAUAAGCAGGGAGGCUUCUGAAGAUGAAAUUCAAGGUGCAAGGAACUUUCUUGUUCGCCAAUACACGGGGCACAAACCAAGUGUGGAUGCUAUUGAAUCAGCCCAUGACAAAAUAAUUAUGCAGAAGUUCUAUGAUAGGAAGAAUCCCAAAAUUGACGUCAAGAAAAAAGUCCGACAAUUCAAGCAGUCCCGUGUUGUUCAGAUUCUUACAGAUAGGUUCCGAACUCCUUCAACAAAGUUCAUUAUAAAAACAUCUAUUGCAUUCCUAGUGCUUGGAGCUCUCACUGUUCUCUUUCCAACUGAAGAAGGCCCAACCCUUCAGGUGGCAAUCUCACUGAUAGCUACCAUAUAUUUUAUAAAUGAUCGACUAAAGAGCAAAACCCGGGCUUUGCUUUAUGGGGCUGGAGCUUUUGCUAUCUCAUGGCUGCUGGGAACUUUCUUGAUGGUUGCUGUGAUUCCACCUGUACCUGUACUUAAAGGACCGAGGACUUUUGAAGUGAUGAGUUCAUUGUUAAGUUAUGUGAUUCUGUGGAUUUCUUCCACUUAUCUAAAGUAGAUCAAAUUAUAUCUUAUCACAAGGCCCCAAUUCUUUUUGGAGUGGAGAUCACCAGGUUUUCUUGGUUGCUGGUUCAUUCGUUUUCUGAUUUUGCUUCAUAAAACGUUCAUAUCUCUAAUUACGGCAUCGAUACUUCUGGCUAUCAAGUGUCAAUAUUUUGUGAAAUGAUCCUUGCAGUUUAAGAAGAAAAGGUUUCUGGCAGUGAGUGUUUUGUUGUUUGGAGAAAGGAUGUAAACUAGAUAAAGAUUCAGAUCAGCUUUUGCAUUUCAUGGUUCCUUACAUUCUUUUUUCAAUUGGGUAUCUUUCUUGCAGUCAAGUCUUGCUUGAUUACAUUUUGGGGGUGUUUAGCGAAUUCCUAACCUCUUAUGGAAUCCACUAAUAAAACCUAAGAAUCGUGUGUGUGAAUUCA
Messenger RNA from Alnus glutinosa, 1486 nucleotides. RefSeq names its product protein CHAPERONE-LIKE PROTEIN OF POR1, chloroplastic. Gene Ontology annotation, cellular component: chloroplast membrane. The coding region runs from base 235 to 1077 and encodes 280 amino acids. The record is from RefSeq and is a predicted model, not a curated record. NCBI's taxonomy places the organism in Eukaryota, Viridiplantae, Streptophyta, Magnoliopsida, Fagales, Betulaceae. The transcript is spliced from 5 exons.